AUGAGCCACCUCUUCAGUCCCCCGCUGGCCGCUCUUGCUGCCUCGCCGUUGCUGUACGUGUACAGCCCCGAGAGGCCCGGGCUGCCCCUGGCCUUCACCCCUGCCGCUGCGCUGGCCGGCCCUGGCCGCGCCGAGCCCCCGCAGAAGCCGCCCUACAGCUACAUUGCUCUCAUCGCCAUGGCGAUCCAGGACGCGCCCGAGCAGAGGGUCACACUGAAUGGCAUCUACCAGUUCAUCAUGGACCGUUUCCCCUUCUACCACGACAACCGCCAGGGUUGGCAGAACAGCAUCCGCCACAACCUGUCGCUCAACGAGUGCUUUGUGAAGGUGCCGCGUGAGAAGGGGCGGCCCGGCAAGGGUAGCUACUGGACACUGGACCCUCGCUGUCUGGACAUGUUCGAGAACGGCAACUACCGGCGCAGGAAAAGGAAGCCCAAACCCGCCGCGGGUUCCCCAGAGGCCAAGCGCACCCGGGCGGAGCAGCAGGAGCCCGAAGUGGGCUGCAAUUCAGGGUGUCCGGGCCUGGUUACUGCACGCCCUCCGCGCGCACCGGAUCGUGCUCAGUCCCCGACGGGAGGCACCGCGCGGCCCGCGCUCCUUCCCUGGUCCCGCCCCGAGCCCUGGGACCCCGACGCGGAUCGCACAGCCCAGGGGGCGGGGGCAGUGGCGGGUGGCCAGCGUGAGCGCACUGUGCACCGCCCGGGAUCCCCUUUGCGCCCCGCUCCCAGCGGCUCCCCCAAAGGUUCCAAGUCUAAGAGCUUCAGCAUCGACAGCAUCUUGGCCGGGAGGCCAAAGCCGGCCUCAGGGGCAGAGGCCUCGGGGGUCCCAAAGUCGGUGCCGGGCUUGCUGGGCGCCUCGCUGCUGGCCUCCUCCUCCAGCCUACCACCUCCCUUCAACGCUUCGCUGGUGUUCGACCCGCACGUUCAGGGCGGCUUUUCCCAGCUGGGAAUCCCCUUCCUUUCCUAUUUCCCUCUGCAGGUCCCCGAGGCCGCCGUGCUUCGCUUCCAAUAA
This is a messenger RNA of Arvicola amphibius (Eurasian water vole), 1011 nucleotides long. RefSeq names its product forkhead box L1 (gene Foxl1). Bases 1 to 1011 code for a protein of 336 amino acids. The transcript has a single exon. The record is from RefSeq and is a predicted model, not a curated record. Gene Ontology annotation, biological process: cell differentiation; regulation of transcription by RNA polymerase II; anatomical structure morphogenesis. NCBI's taxonomy places the organism in Eukaryota, Metazoa, Chordata, Mammalia, Rodentia, Cricetidae. Gene Ontology annotation, molecular function: RNA polymerase II cis-regulatory region sequence-specific DNA binding; DNA-binding transcription factor activity, RNA polymerase II-specific.